This is a messenger RNA of Amphiprion ocellaris (clown anemonefish), 5065 nucleotides long. Its product is annotated as HHIP-like protein 1. Gene Ontology annotation, cellular component: membrane. The record is from RefSeq and is a predicted model, not a curated record. Bases 870 to 3878 code for a protein of 1002 amino acids. The transcript is spliced from 17 exons. NCBI's taxonomy places the organism in Eukaryota, Metazoa, Chordata, Actinopteri, Pomacentridae.
AUGUCUCUGUAGACGGGAUCGACCCACAGUGGCAUAACUCUGUAGAAUUUCAUUUGUCUGUGUAAAGAAGCCACGCGAAAGAUGUGGGAAAACACAAAAACAACAACAAAUACUCACCUGACAAGGGGCCUGUAAGACUAAGGAGCGUCUGGCUGUGGAUUAUGUUUGUAUCUAUGAGUGCCGAGUGAUGAAGUGUCUGACAGCCGGCCAGCCAGAUGGGAGUCACUCGCUGAUCUGAAAGGUGGCUCUGCAGUAAUGAGACACAGAUGGUAGUGCACAUGGGCACGUCCAGAGCAAACACAGCGAGACUCCACAAGUGACUUCAGGCUGGAAGUAAAUAUUUUGCAGAAACGUCGGCUGAAGGUGAUUUUCUGAUGCUUUUUUGAGGACUUUGGGACUUUGGCUCCUCCAAACCCCUGGGCUACGCUGUAGAUGUCCUCCUGAUCAAAAGAAUUUACUGCAUCUGUAUCAGUUUGACCUUAUUUUAUCUUAUUUGCACACAUCCCUGGGUCAGCUUGCCACAUAAGUGUGAUGUGUGGGUCGGUAAUUUAACCAAUCCUGAGCACUUUGUAGGUCUCUGGCCAACUUGCAGGCAGGUGUGAUGCUGGGUCAGUGUGUUUGAUACACACAUUCACACACAUAGCAGCCUGAGACCAGGACAUCAAAUGAAAACAUUGAACAUGUUACAGAAAAUCUGACUUUCAGCUUCAUAUCUGCACUUCACAGAUGCUGCUGGAGAUGUAACGUGCACACUGGCUUCCCUUUUCUCACAUAUUAAACACAAAUAACACACACAAGCUGCUAUAAUUCACUGCAUUAUUGGGUAACGAGACCAACUAUCCUUUACUGAAAGACUUCUUCCGUACAACAUGAACGUGGAAACCUGCAAUCUGGUUCCUCGGUACAUCUUGCAGCCCACCUUUUCCCGUCACCUCCUUCUCCCCGUCCUCCUGCUGCUCCUCCACGCCUGGUGGGGGUGCUGUCAUCCCCAGUGUUUGGAUUACAAGCCUCCGUUCCAGCCCCAUCAGCCACUGGUCUUCUGCAAAGAGUAUUCAAAGUUUGGAUGCUGUGAUGUGGAAAAGGACGAGCAGAUAUCACACAGGUUUUACACCAUUAUGGAGAACUUUGACCAUUCAGGAUAUGUGACCUGUGGCAGAUACAUUCGCAGCAUCCUCUGUCAGGAGUGUUCUCCAUAUGCUGCCCACCUCUACGAUGCUGAGGAUGCCAACACACCUAUGAGGAUGCUGCCUGGAUUGUGUGGGGAUUAUUGCUCCGACUACUGGCAUCAGUGUCGCUACACACUGGGCCUCCUCCUCGAGGACUCGGAAAGCCCGCAGCAGUUUGCAAACCUGACCGCCACAAUAGAAGAAGAUCGCAGGAAGUUCUGUGACUUUCUGGAGCUGAAGGACCAACAGUAUUGCUAUCCUAAUGUCUUGACGAACACAGAGCUAAAUGCUAACCUGGGUUUGGUACGUGAGGAUCCUAAAGGCUGUCUGGAGUUGUGCUUGCAGGAAGUGGCCAACGGCCUCCGUAACCCCGUGGCCAUGAUCCACGCCGAUGAUGGAACUCACCGCUUCUUUGUCGCCGAGCAGCUGGGUUAUGUGUGGGUGUAUCUGGCAAACGGCUCCAGGAUCGACCGUCCUUUCCUCAACCUCACUCAGGCAGUUCUCACAUCUCCGUGGGCUGGAGACGAGAGAGGAUUCCUCUGCAUAGCCCUGCAUCCCAGAUUCACCACAGUCAGAAAAGCCUACGUGUACUACUCUGUGUCUGUCAAGAAGCAGGAGAGGAUACGAAUCAGCGAGUUCACACUGUCAGUGCAUGAUGACAACCAACUAGACCAUUCUUCUGAGAGAACCAUCAUGGAGGUGGUAGAACCAGCAUCUAAUCAUAAUGGGGGACAGCUUCUUUUUGGUCACGACGGCUAUCUGUACAUCUUUAUUGGUGAUGGUGGGCGAGCUGGAGACCCAUUUGGAAAGUUCGGCAACUCACAGAACAAGUCAGUGCUUCUUGGCAAAGUGCUGCGGAUUGAUGUUGACAACAACGAUGACGGUGCACCGUACAGCAUUCCCUCAGAUAACCCUUUCCUGGGGGAGAAAGAGACACGGCCUGAGAUUUAUGCCUAUGGCGUUCGCAAUAUGUGGCGUUGUUCCAUUGACCGUGGUGACCCUGCUACAGGCGCAGGCAGAGGCAGGAUGUUUUGUGGUGACGUGGGCCAGAACAAGUAUGAAGAGGUGGACCUCAUUGUAAAAGGAGGCAACUAUGGCUGGAGAGCCAAAGAAGGCUUCAGCUGCUACGAUCGAAAACUCUGUCAGAACUCAUCUCUUGAUGACAUCUUGCCCAUAUUUGCAUACCCUCACAAGCUGGGCAAGUCAGUGACAGGAGGAUACAUCUACAGAGGGUGUCAGAUGCCAAACCUCAACGGACUCUACAUCUUUGGGGAUUUCAUGAGCGGGCGUCUGAUGUCUCUGAAGGAGAACACCACCACAGGAGAAUGGCAGUACACUGAGAUCUGCAUGGGAAGAGGUCAGACCUGCAGAUUCCCCAAACUCAUCGACAGCCACUAUAAAUACAUCAUCUCUUUUGCAGAGGAUGAAGCAGGUGAAUUAUAUUUCUUAGCCACAGGAGUCCCGAGUGCCACAGCGAGAACAGGAGUUAUCUAUAAGAUAGUGGACCCAUCCAGACGAGCAGCACCUGGAAAAUGCAGCAUCAAGCCUUCCCCUGUUAAGAUAAAGGGAAAACUGGUCCAUUUCCAUCCCAAAGAAGAGUUUGUAAUCAACAAGAAACCAACCACCACAGCUGUUCCCACGACGACCACGCGAAAAACCACAACAGCCAAAAAAGCACCAAGAAAACCUAUAGUAAUAAUAAAGCCACCAAUGCCAACAAGAAAAACAAUGAGAAAACCGCCACAACCAACAACAACGACAACAACAGCGACCACAACAAAAACAACAACACAGACAACAAGAAAAACAACGACAAAGACAACAUUACCAGCAACAACACCGACUAUUAAAGCAACAGUUAAAACAACCGCAGCCACAACAAUAAAACCAACAACCGCACCAACAACAGUCCAGAUGGCCAUGAUGACCACUCCUGCCACAACUCCCGCCACAAGCUCCUCCACUGGUUAUCGCGAAACCGUCAUGACUGCAGCGUCCUCUAGGAUUGCUCAAACUCCGAUCAUCCCAACAGCUUCACCAAGAAGACAUGGGAGACCCCCUCAGUACCCUCCCAGUGCCACUUCCCAACCUUUAAGCCCACUACAACGUCCUCCAUCUCCAUCUACAGCAUCGCUGCAAAGGCCCCAUGUGGCUUUGAACUCUACACCUUAUCCCAAACAUCCUGGAGUGAUCACCACAACGUGGGCACCAUAUUUGAACCAGAAGCCCCAGAGACCAGCAAUCAGCACAACAAUGCCUAAAACACGGGAAGGGAAGCUGUGGAUUGGGGAGAAGCUGGAAAGUGCCGGAGAGGGCAACCAAGUAUACAAGAAGCCCAGAGGCAAAGGUAGAGGCUACAAGAAAGGAAGAGAUGGGAGAAGACUGAGGGCCGGCUCAGUGCGACUCGUAAGCACUGAUGGUUUAUUAGAUCGAGGCAGAGUGGAGAUCUUUCUCCGAGGGGAAUGGGGGACAGUGUGCGAUGACCUUUUUUCUGCCAAGGCCGGUUCUGUCGUGUGCCGACAGCUCGGCUUCACAAAGGCGCUGGCAGUGAUGAAGAGGGCAGCGCUGGGCGAGGCGGACAGCAGCGUUAGGAUCCUGCUGGAUGAUGUGGAGUGUGAGGGUGGGGAGAGAUCACUGCUGGCGUGCAAAAGGUCCAGGGUUGGGAAACACAACUGCUCGCACGGGGAGGAUGUAGGAGUGAUCUGUGGUUAACAAAGCAAGAUUAAAUAUAGGCAUCGAGCAGGGAAGAAGAAACUAUUUGUUGAAGGUACUAAAGAUGCACAUUUUUAAGGAUGAUUAUUAAUAAUGUCCACAUUUCCAUGAUUUGUACUUUCUCAUUUUUGCAUGCUUUUCAGUUCCAACUCACUGCUUAAUGCUCAGUUGUUCACACAUUAGCUUGAAAUACGUUGUAUCCACUUAUUGGAAAGUGAUGUGAAGGAAGAGCAUGUCCCUUCAUAUCACCUUUCACUGACAGUUUCUCUUAGACUCACUCAGUCUGCUAUUUAGUCAAAACCAACCACCCACAUAUAGGGAAACACAACAGUUAACAUAACAGAUAAAUACCGUUACUUCUUACCAAACAAGGAACUCUACUAAAUUUUUCCUAUGCUACUUGUACAACACAUUUAUGAUAAGCAGAAGUUUACGACUAGACGGUACGACUAGUCAUCUCAGGGUACUUUAAAUGUUUAGGCCAGUAUACUAUAGUAUAGUACAGUACAGUACAGUAUAGAGAGAAGCCCAACAGUUCCAGUGAGCAGGACUCGGCUGCUUCGACUGGUUAGAGUGAGGGGACAGCAGCACCAGAGAUAAAGAUUGGAACAAAAUCAAACAGUUUCACAUGUCCACUGAACUGCUCACAGAUUCAAAAUAAACCAGAGAUGUGACAUGAUACAUGACAUGGUACAAAUAUUUUACCAAGCUCUUAUUGCAAUACUAAUGGAGUCUGACGAAGACACAAGUGUAAUUCCUGAAGAAUCAACACUUGGUGAAAGUGUGCCGACAUUCAUAGUUAUACACUUUCACUUGGUAGAGAUGUAAGCAUUAAGAAGUAUAUUUUUAUUAUUUUAAAAACCCCAAUUUACUCAAAACUGGUCAAAGUGGACUGAGCGAGUUUUGGAGAAACCUUCAUGACAUUCUAGCUAACUACAUAGGAUCCUGUUAAAUAAACAAAUGUGAGAAAACAUGUAUUUUUAUAUUGUACAUUUCCAGCAGGUUUAUUUUCUGAAGCAGGUUUGAAAUCAUUUGCAUUUUUCUAUCUUUUGAAUGUAGUUGUAAGAGCUUUAAAAAGGAAAUGCUGGACAUUCUGUACAAUGAAUGUAAUAACAAGAUUCCAGUUUCACAUAAAGAGAUUUAAGGGCACAGGCUGCCUUUUAUAUGAAUAAAGUUUACAGCAAAAC